AUGGUUUUUACAAAGAGUUCGGCAUUUGUGUUAUUGAUAUUGGUGUUACUAUCGCACGUAGCUCGCUGCACCCACUUUAUCAUAGCUCCAUUGGAGAAAGAUUGUCUUCACUUUCGAGUUGAAAAGAAUAACGUUGUUGUUGGAUCUUACGAAAUAAUUGACAAGAAAGCAUCAUGUUCAAUAUAUAUUGUCAACAGAAAUGACAAAAAAAAGGAAAAAAUUUUCAAGUCGGAAAAUGUGCAGGACAAGUUUGAGAUUAAGGUUGCAAAACCAGGUAUUUAUUCGUUCUGUUAUGCAAACCAGAAAAAUGUGGAAAUAACAAUUAUGUUCACGUUGAGAGUAAAGGAAAGUCACGAUAUUUCUGAUGAGGAGUUGGGUACAGUUGAUGAUGUAAAAAAAAUAAAUAGCCAUGCAUCCCAAUUGCAUGAACAAUUUUUUGAAGUCUUUGAAGAACAAGAAAAAAUGAUGGAAACAACGGAUUUGUACAAGCAAUUUAAUGAAAAAAUGAAUUCGAAGUUAAUUUUGUGGUCUGAAGUACAAAUAGUACUGUUAAUUAUUUUAACCAUAAUUCAUAUAUAUUAUAUAAAGUCCUUUUUCGAAAUAAAAACAAUCGUUUAG
Molecule: messenger RNA, 618 nt
Organism: Plasmodium gonderi
Lineage: Eukaryota; Apicomplexa; Aconoidasida; Haemosporida; Plasmodiidae
Product: cop-coated vesicle membrane protein p24 precursor
Exons: 4
Coding region: 1-618 (205 amino acids)
Biological process (GO): intracellular protein transport; Golgi organization; endoplasmic reticulum to Golgi vesicle-mediated transport
Cellular component (GO): COPII-coated ER to Golgi transport vesicle; endoplasmic reticulum; endoplasmic reticulum-Golgi intermediate compartment
Source: RefSeq, a predicted model, not a curated record